AUGGCUCCAUGGAAGACAGAAAAGCCAAGGCCGGCGACGACCGACGAAUAUCUCUCCAUCCUGGGGGACGCCGAGGAGACCGAGGAGGGUGUAAAUGGCGACAGCAUCCGGGGCGGUAAGCAUAAGCGGGGGAUACAAUGGACAUGGCCGACAUGUUUCUUCGGCUUGAUCUUGGUAACGGUAACAUAUCUCCUCGUGAGAUCCGCCGAGGCGAUGGCGCAUCGCUUCUUUGGAGUGCGCAACAGCAGGGGUGAUCCGUUCGUGAACUGGGGCAAACCGGGUACUGGCACCGAAGAACUCGCCUGGUACCCAACAGACUUCCUCCGGGACGUCCUACCCGUCGCCUGCCACUCACACAACGAUUACUGGCGCGAGAUCCCCCUGUUCACGGCCCUCUACGCCGGCUGCACCGGUGUCGAGUCCGACGUCUGGCUACGCGAUGGCGAUCUCCUGGUCGGCCACGACACGGCCAGUCUACAACGCAACCGGACCUUCCAGAGCUUAUACGUCAACCCCUUAGUCGAGAUCCUCGCUCACCAAAACCCGUCGACGUCGUACUACAACGGCAAAACCAACGGCGUCUUCGACACCGACCCGGACCAGCCGCUGGUCCUGCUCGUCGACAUCAAAACCGACGGCCCAGAAACCUGGCCGUGGGUCAUGAAGCAGCUCGCCCCGCUGCGCGAGAAGGGCUGGCUCAGCUACUACGAGAACGACCAGUUCCACCAGCGGCCCAUAACCGUCGUGGGUACGGGCAAUGCACCGUUCGACCAGAUUCUGGGCAACUCGAGCCGUCGAGAGGCUUUCUUUGAUGCACCCCUGGACAAGCUGGAGAACUCGGGGUAUAACUUGACCAACUCUUAUUAUGCCAGCGUCGACUUCUGGAAGGCCAUUGGCGCGGUGUGGUGGACGCAGGGGCCGAGCAAGAGCCAGCUGGAGAAGAUCCGGAGUCAUAUUCGCGAGGCGAAAAACAGGGGGCUGGUGUCGCGGUAUUGGAGGCUACCAUGGUGGCCCAUCCAUGUGAGGAAUCAGGUUUGGAAGGUGCUGGUCGAUGAGGGGAUUGGGAUGCUGAAUGUGGAUGAUUUGGAGGCAGCGACCAAGAGGGAUUGGACGAAGCGAGGGAAGUUUUAG
Molecule: messenger RNA, 1131 nt
Organism: Chaetomium globosum CBS 148.51
Lineage: Eukaryota; Fungi; Ascomycota; Sordariomycetes; Sordariales; Chaetomiaceae
Exons: 2
Coding region: 1-1131 (376 amino acids)
Biological process (GO): lipid metabolic process
Molecular function (GO): phosphoric diester hydrolase activity
Source: RefSeq, a predicted model, not a curated record